This is a messenger RNA of Epinephelus moara (kelp grouper), 2242 nucleotides long. RefSeq names its product DNA-damage-inducible transcript 3 (gene ddit3). Gene Ontology annotation, molecular function: transcription factor binding; DNA-binding transcription activator activity, RNA polymerase II-specific; RNA polymerase II cis-regulatory region sequence-specific DNA binding. The record is from RefSeq and is a predicted model, not a curated record. Gene Ontology annotation, biological process: intrinsic apoptotic signaling pathway in response to endoplasmic reticulum stress; positive regulation of intrinsic apoptotic signaling pathway; negative regulation of transcription by RNA polymerase II. Lineage: Eukaryota; Metazoa; Chordata; Actinopteri; Perciformes; Serranidae. Bases 277 to 1215 code for a protein of 312 amino acids. The transcript is spliced from 4 exons. Gene Ontology annotation, cellular component: cytoplasm; CHOP-ATF4 complex; CHOP-C/EBP complex.
UUGGCCUCUCCCUCAAUAUAAACACCGCCGGGAGUUUCCGAAAAAUCACAUUCAGCCGUCCAGACUGAACAAUGGUUAACAUGAGCUAUCACCAAUUUUUACUAAAAUAUCCACAUUCGAGUUCAAGACAGUCGAGAAGGCGAGCGAAUAAAAGAAAAAGGAAUUGUUGGGACAAGUUAUCACCAACAAAUUGGCAGACUUGAUUAACAGAGACUUUCUAAAGGUCCAGUGUGAACCGUGUGGCCGAGUACCUGUGUGUUGCGACUGACUGGCGAGAUGACUGCCGAGUGGCUACACCUGCCCCCGCCGUACCCCCCUGGCGUGGGGCCGUUGUGUGGUGCAGAGUUGGAGGCGUGGUAUGAGGACCUGCAGGAUAUUCUGGGCUCUGACACGGGAGGGGCAAAACUGGCACGUGCCCCCACAUGCACCGAGAAAGAGCCGGAGUUUCUGGAUGUUCUGGAGAGUUGUUCUCUGACGUGGCUGACGGACGGAGGCCAGACGUGGGGCGAAGGUGUCCAGAGGGCAACAGAGGAGAUCCACAACACCCAGCCUCUUCAUCACACCUCAUCAUCAUCCUCCUCUUCCUCCUCCUCCUGCAUGAGUCCAGCUGUUGCAGAAGAGCGGCGGGCGGAGGCUGAGAGCGGCAGAAGUGGAGACAGCUCGACAGGAGGCGGCAGUGAUCUGCUGCCUCCGGAGUUUUUCGAGUUGCUGAGUGAAGGAGGAGUGGGAAUGGUGGAUCCGAGCGGAGCGGUGAUCAGCGGCGGCUAUUAUUACCACCACCAUCAACACCAUCAAUCUAAUAAUGUCCAUCCUGCAUCUCCCUCUGCCAGCGAGGAGGAACUGCCCUGUGUCCCCGAUUCUCCAUCCUGCUCCUCCUCGGCCUCCCAGUCGCCAUCUCAGAAUUGUUCCUCUCCCUCCUCACCUGUCUCUUCUCCCUCCGUCUACCCGUCCUCCCGGCUGGGAAAACGUAAGAGGACCACCAGCGAGAGGGCCAACGGUGCCUUGUCCUCAAUCGCCUCCUCCACGCAGCACACAUCCUCAUCCUACUCAUCUGCCAAAAAGAGUCGCAAAGAACGAGAGCAGGAGAACGAGAGGAAAGUACAGGAGCUGACGGAGCAGAACGAGCGCUUGAAAGCGGAGAUUGAAAGGCUGGGAGAGGAGGUACAGAGGACACGUAGAGCCUUGAUAGAGAGACUAGUCAACACCAGGAAAUGAGGAAAAAUGAGACAGGAUGGAAGACAGGAAUAAAAGAUGACAUGACAGGUCCUACAGAAUUGGAAUAAGCAGUGGUGGGGAAAGGUGUAAUACGGUGGUCAUGAAAUGCCUCUUAAAUCAGGAAAGGAUGGAAACCAAAGAUAUAUUUUAUAAGCAAGAGGAUUUUUUGGAAAAUACAGAGCUUAAAAUGGCAAGAAAUAGGAAAGUGAUGAAAGUCAAGACAAGAGAGGGCUCAGAGAGAAGGGGCUGCAACAGCAAUGCGGCAAAUAAAAAGACUCAGCAUGUAUAAAGGAAAAGGAAGAACAGACAGCUCUAAGUGCAAAUGAUAGCGCGGUUUUGAUGCAUGUUUGUCAUUUUAAAGAAUGCCUAACAUAACUUCCACCAAAUGAGGUGGAAGAAAUAACAGUUAUGAGCAUUUGAUGACUUGUAUGUUGGACAGAAAGGAACUUAAUUCAGAGAGUGCAUUUCAUUGUCAUCUGUUCCCACCAUUUUGCAAUAAUUGUAACUCCUACGUUAAGGGCUGCAAUUUGGCUAGCAGAGAUUAUUUGCCCCAAUUUGUGGAGAGUUUAGGAGCUCAGGAAAAGUUUGAAAGUGCCCAGUGCAGUGUGAGUAUGAGAGAAUGAUGUUUUUGGGAGAGAAUUCAUAAUCUUUCUUACUUUUUUAUAACCCAUGGCUUGUGUGUAUGUGUAUUUAGAUAAAGUAAGUAGGACCCGGCUAUACUUUCUAAGCUGACCUUUUUCUAUCAAUAUGGGAAUAUGUGGUAGAAUUACCACAAGUUGUUUUACCCUGAUUUACUAUUUUUAUAUAACGCUGUAAUAUAUAUACACAGUUGUACUGUAAUGGCUUGUACUGUAAAAUGCCAACAUAUCCACUGUUAUUUUCUCAUUGCAGUCAUAUAAAUUGUUAAUUGUAGAAUAAUAUGCAUGGCUUUUAUCAUCAAUGGCAUCAAAUACAUGUAUUUUACCAUAUCGUUUAUUUUAUCUCUCAUUGUAAUCCUAAAUUUGCAAUAAAACAAAAAAAUGUGCAA